Molecule: messenger RNA, 2011 nt
Organism: Lotus japonicus
Lineage: Eukaryota; Viridiplantae; Streptophyta; Magnoliopsida; Fabales; Fabaceae
Product: carotenoid 9,10(9',10')-cleavage dioxygenase 1
Exons: 14
Coding region: 117-1760 (547 amino acids)
Biological process (GO): carotene catabolic process
Cellular component (GO): chloroplast stroma
Molecular function (GO): carotenoid dioxygenase activity
Source: RefSeq, a predicted model, not a curated record
UAUGGUCGAAAUUAAACCACAUGCUCAAUCGUGAAUAAUUUCCACUCCCCACAACCUCAAUUACGUAAACCUCAAAGCUUUCCACCACUUUCAGUCACUGACACCACCAACCCACAAUGGAGGAUGAGAAGAAGAACACCACUGGUACUGGUGCUGGAGGGUUGCCAGUGAAGGUGGAACCAAAACCCAGUAAUGGUUUCACUUCAAAAGUGAUUGAUUUGUUGGAGAAGCUGGUUGUGAAAUGCUUUUAUGAUUCUUCACUGCCCCAUCAUUGGCUUGCUGGUAAUUUUGCUCCGGUUCAUGAUGAGACUCCUCCUACUAAGAAUCUUCCUGUCAGAGGGUUCCUACCGGAUUGCUUCAAUGGAGAGUUUGUCAGGGUGGGACCUAAUCCGAAGUUUGCUCCUGUGGCUGGAUAUCACUGGUUUGAUGGAGAUGGAAUGAUUCAUGGUUUGCGAAUCAAAGAUGGAAAAGCCUCAUAUGUUUCUCGUUUUGUGAGAACUUCUCGUCUUAAACAAGAAGAAUACUUUGGAGGCUCUAAAUUUAUGAAGAUUGGAGAUCUCAAGGGUCUAUUUGGACUGCUAAUGGUUAACAUGCAAAUGUUGAGAACUAAAUUGAAAGUACUGGAUGGUUCAUAUGGACAUGGAACAGCUAAUACAGCUCUUGUUUAUCACCAUGGGAAGCUUCUAGCACUCUCGGAAGGAGAUAAACCUUAUGCUAUUAAAGUUUUUGAAGAUGGUGAUUUGCAGACACUUGGCCUGCUAGAUUAUGACAAGAGAUUGGACCAUUCCUUCACUGCUCAUCCAAAAGUUGACCCAUUUUCUGGGGAGAUGUUUACAUUUGGUUAUUCACAUACACCGCCAUAUGUCACAUACAGAGUAAUUUCAAAGGAUGGUUUUAUGCAUGACCCUGUACCUAUAACAGUAUCAGACCCCAUCAUGAUGCAUGAUUUUGCCAUCACAGAGAACUACGCCAUCUUUAUGGAUCUUCCUCUGUACUUUAGACCAAAGGAAAUGGUGAAAAAUAAAACACUGAUAUUCUCCUUUGAUUCAACCAAGAAAGCUCGCUUUGGUGUCCUACCUCGGUAUGCUAAGGAUGAUAAGCAAAUUAGAUGGUUUGAGCUACCAAACUGCUUCAUAUUCCACAAUGCCAAUGCUUGGGAGGAGGAGGAUGAAGUUGUUUUGAUCACAUGUCGCCUUGAGAAUCCAGAGUUGGACAAUGUUGGCGGGGCUGUCAAGGAAAAGCUCGAAAGUUUCUCAAAUGAGCUGUAUGAAAUGAGGUUUAACAUGAAAACGGGUGAAGCUUCUCAACAGAAACUAUCAGCAUCUACAGUAGAUUUUCCUAGGGUGAAUGAAAGCUACACUGGCAGGAAACAGCGAUAUGUAUAUGGAACUAUAUUAGACAGCAUUGCAAAAGUUACCGGGGUUGUUAAAUUUGAUUUGCAUGCCAAACCGGAUUCUGGAAAAACAAAGCUUGAAGUUGGAGGAAAUGUUCAGGGUCUCUAUGACUUGGGACCAGGGAAGUUUGGAUCUGAGGCUGUUUAUGUCCCACGUGUCCCUGGCACCGAUUCUGAAGAAGAUGAUGGAUACUUGAUCCUAUUUGCACAUGAUGAGAAUACCGGCAAAUCAUUCGUGCAUGUCAUCGAUGCAAAAACAAUGUCAGCAGAUCCUAUUGCAGUUGUAGAAUUGCCGCAUAGAGUUCCAUAUGGUUUCCACGCCUUCUUUGUGACAGAGGAUCAACUGCAAGAACAGGCCAAACUGUGAUAAUGCGACAGCCUCAGUCUUCUGCACUGCCUCACUUCACUCUGUUCACAUCUUUCUAUAAAUCAGCACUUGUUUGUACUAUAUAUCCGAAAUCACAGUAAACAAUAUAUUUUCCAACACAUAGUGAUACUAAUGGAUUUAUAAUACGAUUAAUGUUAUGUUCAAACUUAAUGUUCAGUCACAAGAGUGAGAAAGAGAGAAAUAUGAGUGAUGAUGAAAUAUUUAUUACAAACAGUUUGGCCUGUUCAAAA